UAGAGGCGGAGCUUAUUUGGUGGUUUAUCCGAUCAAAAUGCGGUUAGUUCGUCAAGCGCUGCUGUUCGGGGUGCUCGGGGGGAGAAGCUUAACCAGAGCCAUGUGUGCGCAGGCCGACGACUGGAAAAGCGCUAAGUCUAUUUAUGAGUUCUCUGCAAAAGACAUUGAUGGAAAUGAGGUGUCUUUGGAAAAAUACAGAGGCUUUGUCUGCAUCAUCACAAAUGUAGCCUCUAAAUGAGGAAAAACCCCUGUAAACUACACUCAGUUUGCGGCCAUGCACGCCACGUACACUGAGAAAGGUUUACGCAUCCUGGGUUUCCCCUGCAACCAGUUUGGAAAGCAGGAACCUGGUACAGAGGCAGAGAUUAAGGAGUUUGCAAAAGGUUACAAUGCAGAGUUUGACCUCUUCAGUAAGAUCGACGUGAACGGGGAUAGUGCCCACCCGCUCUGGAAGUGGUUGAAGGAACAGCCAAAGGGGAAAGGCACUCUGGGAAACAACAUCAAAUGGAACUUUACCAAGUUUCUCAUUGACAAAGAGGGCCAGGUCGUGAAGAGGUAUGGACCAAUGGAUGAUCCAAGUGUCGUUGAAAAGGAUCUGCCAAAAUACCUGUAACUAGUCUGGACUGAUCCACCGUCCGUCCCCAUUGUCUAACAGUCUUCCUGACCCCCCUGCAUUUCUGUGAAAAGCUGGGUACUCUGAGGUCUUUUUCCAGAAUAAUGAUGGCCUCUCCCCAAACCUGCAUGCAGGUAGGAAUGGCCUGAUGACCCUUGGCGUGCAUACCUCCCUCUGGGAAGACCCGGCAAUACCCA
Molecule: messenger RNA, 810 nt
Organism: Colossoma macropomum (tambaqui)
Lineage: Eukaryota; Metazoa; Chordata; Actinopteri; Characiformes; Serrasalmidae
Gene: gpx4b
Product: glutathione peroxidase 4b
Exons: 7
Biological process (GO): response to oxidative stress
Molecular function (GO): glutathione peroxidase activity
Source: RefSeq, a predicted model, not a curated record